Messenger RNA from Melopsittacus undulatus (budgerigar), 836 nucleotides. RefSeq names its product charged multivesicular body protein 2A (gene CHMP2A). The record is from RefSeq and is a predicted model, not a curated record. Lineage: Eukaryota; Metazoa; Chordata; Aves; Psittaciformes; Psittaculidae. Gene Ontology annotation, cellular component: ESCRT III complex; multivesicular body. Bases 3 to 662 code for a protein of 219 amino acids. Gene Ontology annotation, biological process: endosome transport via multivesicular body sorting pathway; protein transport; late endosome to vacuole transport. The transcript is spliced from 5 exons.
CCAUGGAGCUGCUGUUCGGGCGCCGGAAGACGCCGGAGGAGCUGCUGCGCCAGAACCAACGAGCUCUGGCCAGAGCCACCCGGGACCUGGAUCGGGAACGAGCCAAACUGGAGGCUCAGGAGAAGAAAAUCAUCCUGGAUAUCAAGAAGAUGGCGAAGCAGGGACAGAUGGAUGCCGUGCGGAUCAUGGCCAAGGACCUGGUUCGCACCCGGCGCUAUGUGAACAAGUUCAUCACCAUGAGAGCCAAUGUCCAGGCCGUGGCCCUCAAGAUCCAGACCCUCAAGUCCAACAACUCCAUGGCCCAGGCCAUGAAGGGAGUCACCAAAGCCAUGGCCACCAUGAACCGGCAGCUGAAGCUGCCCCAGAUCCAGAAGAUCAUGAUGGACUUCGAGAAGCAGGCAGAGAUCAUGGACAUGAAGGAGGAGCUGAUGAAUGAUGCCAUUGAUGACGCCAUGGGGGAUGAGGAGGAUGAGGAGGAGAGUGACGCUGUCGUGUCCCAAGUGCUGGAUGAGCUGGGGCUGAACCUGACCGAUGAGCUGGCCACUCUGCCCCCCCCCGGUGGCUCUCUGUCGGUGGGGGAGGGGCGCUCUCCCGAAGCUGCUGCUAUUGCUGAUGCUGACGCUGACCUGGAGGAGCGGCUCAAGAACCUGCGGCGGGACUGACCCCUGACCUGUGACCCCUGACCCCGUGACGUGUGAUCGCUGACCGCGUGGCCGUGACCUUUGACCGCUGACCCUGCGAUCUCUGCUCCCUGACCGUGUGACAGCUGAACGCAUGACCUAUGACCUCUGACCACAUGGCCUGUUACAUCUGACCACAUGAUGUGUGACACGUGA